AUGGCUCCCAAGGAGCCGUUCAAAGUGCACUCUUUGAGCAAGCACAUUGAAGACACGAAGAAGGGUCUCAGUGCAGAGGCGCAGUACAACAGGCGGCCCAUGGGUAAACCGGCCAUCUCAAUCAAGAGAGAAGCCGGCGCCAUAGCCAAGAGCAUUUUCGGUAACAACAGCGACGACGAAGAUAGCGAAAGCAGCAGCGGAAGUAGUGACGAGGACGGCUCCGACUUUUUGCGCAAACUUGCUCCUCAAAAUGCAAAGGCAACAGCAACUGCCGCGCAAAAGAAACCAACCAAGCAGGACGAGAUAGCGGACAGCGACGAAGAGCGCCGAUCAGCCGCCAAAAAUGGCGCGUCCUCCAAACAGAAGGGGUCUAUUAAAACUCGAGAGUCUUCACCUGAUGACUCCAGCAGCGAGUCUGAGUCCGAUUCGGACGUGGAGACCGGGUCAGCCAAAGGUGAACAAGAAGUGAAAACAAACGGGGUGCCCCGGAAAGCUGUCACAGCUUCAUCGAGUUCAGCCUCCAGCUCUGGCUCUGAGUCGGAAGAGAAUGAAAAUGACGACAGCAGCAGCGAUGACAGCGAUAAUGAAGGUCCCACAAAGGCAAAAAUAACAAAAACCAAUCCAUCAAGCUCUUCGGGGGAAUCGAGCGAUAACGACAGCGACUCUGAAAGCGAAGACGAAGGCGAACCAGAGGUUGUAACGAAGCCUAAAUCGGCGAUAAAGCCUACCAAUGGCACUUCCACAACCGCGACUUCUGAAACUAGCUCCAGCGGCGAGGAUAGUGACAGCGAUGAGGCGGCCGAUGUCGAACCAAAUGCUAUCGUAAAGAGCAAGAAGAGUGCCCCUAGUGAAUCAUCGGAUGAGUCUUCUGAGGAGUCUUCUGGGGACGAAGAAGAUGCGGAUGCGUCAAUGCAUAUUGUCGAUCGCCAACAAGGUCGCCAGUCUGCAGUCCCAGACUUCAUUGCCCCAGAUUUCGUGCUUCGCAAGGGUAAUGAAGGAUCUAAUGGCCAGGAUGUUGCCAGUAUUUGCAGCCAGGCCAAUUUGCAAGGGAAACAAGUCUGGUACUUCACCGUGCCAGCUAACGUCCCGAUCUCUGUUAUCCAGAAUAUGGAGAUUCCCAUGAACCAGUCUCAGCGGGGCGAUGGUAUUUUUUCCCAUGAUGGAGAAGAUUACGGAAUAUCUAUGGAUAGCAUGACACCCAAGAGCUCGAUACAGAUCCUAAUCCCCUCUCCGGACGGAGCUCGAUAUCAUUCAGCCUCUCGAUCCAUCAACCAAGUAAUGCAGGUCAAAAAGAUUACCCAGCUUGGCGAAUCGUCACCCAAUACUUCUUCAGCCGGCCCUGCUCCUAAGCGAGCACCUAAACCACAACCCGAGGGGCUCAAAGCAAGGUAUCAGCCAUUCGGUAUAAGCAGCCCCAUGGGCCAAAUAGGCGUAGACCUCUCGUUCCAGGUUGAAAACGACACUGAGAUGGCUGAUGCCGCCACACUUGCUACCCCAUCUAGCAGCGCUCAAGGGAAGGUUGAGAAGAAGGACAAGAAGAAAAAGCAGAAAGACGGUGAAGGAAAGGAGACCGAGACUCCUCGUAAGGGCAAGAGAAAGCAUGCCUCCUCUGAAGAUGAUGCUGCCGCUGCUGCAGAGCAACUUAAGGAGGAGAAUCUGUCAGCGGAGACCAAAUCCAAGAAGCAAAAGACUCACCGCGAGGCAAGCCCUGAUCUCGGAUCCGACGCCCAAUCCUCAACUGCUGCCUCCAAGAAACGAGCAACACUUGUCGUUCCCACUAUACCUUCAUCAACGCCUUCUUCCAAAUCCAAAUCCAGCAAAGCCAAGACUGAAACUCCAGUAUCAAAGCCUCGCGAAACAACAGUGCCUCUGCCUAACGUCCCUGGAUCAUCUCAGCCCAAGGUCUCUCCUGUCCCUGUCCCUCAGCCAGGUGUUCAAUCGACACCUCUUUCGGGCAAGGGCGAGAAGAAAUCCAAGAAGAAGAAGGCUAAGGCUAACGAAGCUACGGUUGAUACGCAGCAGAGCCCUCCUCCAAGCGCACAACCCUCGGGCAGGACGAACAAGACCAAGGUUACUCCUGUGCCUAUGCCCAAGCUGAACACGUCAGGCUAG
Molecule: messenger RNA, 2112 nt
Organism: Pochonia chlamydosporia 170
Lineage: Eukaryota; Fungi; Ascomycota; Sordariomycetes; Hypocreales; Clavicipitaceae
Product: RNA polymerase I, subunit RPA34.5
Exons: 2
Coding region: 1-2112 (703 amino acids)
Biological process (GO): transcription by RNA polymerase I
Source: RefSeq, a predicted model, not a curated record